AUGGCUCUCAGCGCGGUCGUAACGGAGAUGAUAGCGGCGUUCCUGGUGGCUGGGACUCUGCUCUUCAAGUAUGGAAACGUGUUUCGACAUCACAUUGCGGUCACUAUCUCUGUGUUGAUAGCUUGGUACUUUUCCCUAUUAACAAUCUUCAUGCUACCGUUGGAUGUCUCUUUGACGGUAUUCAGGCAAUGCGUAGAACAGAAUAUACACAACAGCACCAAGGACCUCAAUAAUACGACUUCCGUACCGUAUACCACUUGCAAAGAGCCUUGGCCCAACGUGCCGGAGAAUGUAUUUCCAAAUCUGUGGAGGAUAGUUUACUGGACGUCGCAGUGCCUGACGUGGUUGAUACUCCCAUUGAUGCAGUCCUAUAUAAAAGCGGGAGAUUUCACCGUACGCGGAAAGUUAAAGUCCGCUUUAAUAGAUAACGCUAUAUAUUACGGCAGUUACUUGUUUAUAUGCGGUAUACUCUUGAUAUACAUUGCGUUGAAACCUGGCUUAGAUCUUGAUGGGCAAAAAUUGAAAGCCAUAGCAUCAUCUGCAUCCAAUACGUGGGGUUUAUUUUUAUUAGUCUUACUGCUCGGUUACGCCCUCGUAAAGGUACCUCGAGGAUUAUGGAAUGCCAGCAAGCCUGGAUACACUUUAAACUACAGCUAUUUCAAGGUGGCGAAAUUAAGUUUAGACAAGUGCGAAGCGGAAGAGACGGUGGACGACAUACUCGAGUCGCUGCAAAUUGCAACAAUAUCCAUCGGGCCCGGUCAUCCGUUCCAUUGCAAUCUGGAAACGAUCUUUCAAAAGAUACCCGCAGAAUUGAAGGAUCGAAUGAACAGAAGGCAAUUGCCCGAUGACACUCCAACAGAUACACCUUCCGAAAAAUCUCUAAUUCGUCUACAUAGACAGACUAUAAAAGCGCUGCAGACCUUACAGCGCAUAGAAACUCAAUGGGGCAUUUUAGUGGAUGCGAUAUUUGAUUUGGAAGAUGUAGCGAAGAAUCAAGUGAGUCAUGAUAGAAGAUUUAAACAGUCUUUCCCUAUGCAUCGUCCGCUUCCGUUUCGUAUUAUUUACAAUCCUGUUGUCGAAUGGUACUGGAAAUGUAUCGUGAAGGAUUACGUUUUAAAGGCAGCUGCUAUUUGCACCGGCUGCUUGUCAGUAGCCGUGGUAUGGUCAGAAGUAACAUUCUUCAACAAGUCUCCUGUGUUGUCUUUAUUCGCCCAGUUUCUGAAUUUAGCAAAGAGAAAUUAUGAUUAUUUUACGAUAGAGAUGUUGUCCACAUUGAUCAUCGCAUACCUUUGCUAUUGCGCUUAUUCGACAGUCUUGAAGAUACGAGUAUUGAAUCUCUAUUACUUGGCACCUCAUCAUCAAACGAACGAGUACAGUUUGAUAUUCAGCGGUAUGAUGCUGUGUCGCUUAACUCCGCCCAUGUGUCUUAAUUUUCUCGGACUUAUUCACAUGGAUUCCCACAUCAUCAAAACUCAUAUCCUGGAAACGCAUUAUACGCAAGUGAUGGGUCAUAUGGAUGUCAUUUCCAUAAUAUCCGAUGGAUUUAACGUAUACUUUCCCAUGGCAAUUCUGGCGUUCUGCUUAGCGACAUAUUUUAGCAUAGGCAGUAGAUUGCUUUCUAUGCUAGGCUUUCAACAAUUCCUUGACGAUGACGAGUUCACGACGGAUCUCGUGGACGAGGGAAGAGAACUUAUAAAAAGAGAGAGACGUAAACGGCAAAGAGCGGAAGAUUCUAUGUACAGACGGCGCGAGUUGCAGGAAAGAUUCAAUAUUUCGGCAGGUACAACAGGAUCGCGUUACAGGACAUCUCGACAAAGCACGGACACUGUACGACCGUUAAAACGAGACGAGUCAAUCGAGUCCGCGAGAGCGGGCCUGUUGCACGAUUUCGAUCCCUCGGAGUAUUACAUCGGUAUGACAUUCGGCGGAGACAGCUAUGGUGCAAAUCGGUGUGAUAUGGAAAACCAGGGCGAUAUUGAUUCGUUCGAUCCAAGUAAUGCGAGAGCAUUCUCCACGAGUACAAGUCGCGUAGGUCCUCCACCCAGAGGACUGUUUGAUGAUAUUUAAAAGGGAUAACAUUUUAGCAAAUACAGUUUAGGUGCUAUUGUAGAAGUCAAUUGGCUUUUAAAGAUUUACACGACGUUCAUAUCGAGUUAUGCGAAGGCUCAUUGAUACGAAGCAGCGCGAUGGCUCUUAUUAAACUUGAAACGUAAGGCUUUACAUACUUGUAGUAUUUUGAACCCGAUUACUCUAGGUAGGACCACGAAUUAAAAUAAAGUUGUAUCGUUAUGAGAUAUAUUUAUAACUUAUUGUAUACGAAGAAACUGGACUAAAAGAAUGAAAGUUGCGCAGAUGCUUGCUUGAAACAGAAACUCAUUUUUUUUAAAUAUAAGAAUUGUAACGAGAUUACGGUGGAUAGAAUCAGUGAUAACGCAAUGAAUGUUCG
This is a messenger RNA of Temnothorax curvispinosus, 2446 nucleotides long. RefSeq names its product LMBR1 domain-containing protein 2 homolog. Gene Ontology annotation, cellular component: membrane. The coding region runs from base 1 to 2067 and encodes 688 amino acids. NCBI's taxonomy places the organism in Eukaryota, Metazoa, Arthropoda, Insecta, Hymenoptera, Formicidae. The record is from RefSeq and is a predicted model, not a curated record. The transcript has 10 exons.